This is a messenger RNA of Aplysia californica (California sea hare), 736 nucleotides long. RefSeq names its product urocanate hydratase. Gene Ontology annotation, molecular function: urocanate hydratase activity. Gene Ontology annotation, biological process: L-histidine catabolic process. The record is from RefSeq and is a predicted model, not a curated record. Lineage: Eukaryota; Metazoa; Mollusca; Gastropoda; Aplysiida; Aplysiidae.
UUCUUUGUCGUGAAUAAUUGCGACGUGACUUUAUCUUUAUUUAGAUCUAACGUUCUUAUUCUUUUAAUGUGUACCUGCGUCUGUGGUGUAGAUAUUUAGACUCUUUGCUUUGUACCGAGAGAGAAAUUCGUGUGUGAAGACUGACCUGCUGACAUGGUUAGCCUCAAAGAUCUGUGUUCGGGAAUCCCCGUUGACCCACUUCCGGAGCCCCGCCCACGUGAUGACAGUGUGGCGCACGCACCAAUCAGAAUGCUGGAUCUCACACGGGAGGAGGAGAGGAUGGUCCCCAACUACUCCAGUCGUAGCCUGUACGAUCGUCUGUUUGCUCUGGGAGUCACCAUGUAUGGUCAAAUGACUGCUGGCAGUUACUGUUAUAUUGGACCACAGGGUAUAGUGCAUGGGACCACGCUGACUCUCCUGAAUGCCGCGAGGAAACAUCUCAACACCAACGACUUGGGAGGGAAGGUGGGUGUGCACAUCCACCGACCCGUCUGAUCUGGAGAAGACCGACGAAAUCGCAGCUACUAUCAUAGAGGAACUCUCCAAGAAGGAAGACAUGGCGGUACAGAAUGUGAUCGGUGACAGCUUCAGAGGAGCCACUUGGGUGGCGCUACACAACGGAGGAGGAGUGGGAUGGGGUGAAGUGAUGAACGGAGGCUUUGGUCUCCUUCUGGAUGGUUCACAGGAAGCGGCUCACAAAGCGCGCGCGAUGUUGGCCUGGGAUGUCAGUAACGGG